AUGAAUUGUUUAGGCUCGGUAGUUAGAGCUUUUGGCGUCCUGGUUCUCUCCCACGCCGCUUACUCGACAAUCCUGUAUAUUGGAUGGUUGAAAAUCACGGAGAAAGAGUUUUCGGAACCGCCGAUGAGUGUUGUUCUGGAGUUGAUCGUUGGACUGUUUCUAUAUAUGUGGCCUGCUUUGACAUCCCCUAGGAAAUCUCUCCCUGUACUUGAGGACAGCGAUGAAAACAGCUCUGAAGAUUCGGAGCAUCAGUAUAUUUCCUUAUGCCCUCAAGUAAUAGUAUCUUUAAGUGGAGAUAAAUUCGAGGAAAAGAUAGACGACCAAGGUCUGGCAUGCCGGCCUGCGUAUGAAAAGAGGGAAUGCGACUCUGACAGGUGUGAGUUUAUUGGGACUACCCAUUUUCGAUGCCCGACUUGUAACGGAGAGAAUCAUCAAGAAUUUCAAAAGGCUCCACUUGAAAUCAAACACCACCUUCAUCGAAAACAUUUUCUUCAGCUUGUCUUGUCAGAUACACACUUCUUAUUCGUCCAGACGAGGGAAUGCUAUUGCUGUGCUGAAGAUCUUGAAAAAGUAUUUUAUUACUGCUCGGCUUGCGAUUUUGCUAUAAAUAUAGCUUGUGUGGAAAAACCGCCACUCCUAGCUAUAGACCACGAGAAGUGGCAUGAGCAUCCACUUGCUCUGUUUCCAAGAAGGACUUCCUUAAGUUGCAACGUAUGUGCUUUGGUCCAUUUGAGCUGUCCAAUCUAUAUGUGUCCCCCUUGUGACUUUGUGAUCCAUCAAAAAUGCAUCAGCUUACCACGUGUCAUAAGGAUAUCUCGCCAUCCCCAUCGUAUCUCUUUCACCCCAUCUUUUGAUCUAGGAGAUUGGUCUUGUCGUGUUUGUCAAAGAAAGAUUGAUAAUGAGUAUGGGGGAUAUUCUUGCAUCAAGAACGGGUGCUUGUAUGCAGCUCAUUCCAGAUGUGCCACACAGAGCAAUGUUUGGGAUGGCAUAGAACUUGAGGGUGUGCCAGAAGAGAUAGAAGAAGAAGUAGUUGAGCCGUUUGUAAGGAUAAGUGAUGGAAUCAUUCAACAUUUUCUUCAUGACCAUCAUCAUUUGAGACUUGAUGACAGCACAUGUGGAGAUUACGACGAGAAUAAACAAUGUCAAGCCUGCGUCACGCCAAUCUAUUUCGGUAGCUUCUACUCUUGUAUGAAAUGUGAUUUCAUUCUCCACGAAGAAUGCGCAAAUCUCUCUCGCAAAAUGCAUCAUCCAAUACAUCCACAUCUGCUCAAUCUACUGGGAGGUUAUGAGAACGCAAUGAAGAAUAAGGAUUCAUGUUCCGCUUGUCCUUCAUUCUGCACAGCUGGUUUCUUCUAUAAAUGCUCUGAAAAAGAAUGUAAAUUCCAGCUACACGUGCAGUGCGCCACAAUUUCUGAGCCAUUAGUCCAUGAAAGUCAUGAGCAUCCUUUAUUCCUGACCUCCAAACCAGACGAGCACAGACAGUGUUGUGUUUGCAGAUAUUCAACAACUGCUUAUACAAGUGAAACAUUCAAUUGCAUUGAGUGUGACUUUGCUCUGUGUUUUGUUUGUGCUACUUUACCUCAAAGGGUGAUGUAUAAGCAUGAUAAACAUAUGCUAACUCUUUCUUAUGGGAAGGAGACGAGUACCGCAACGUAUUGGUGUGAAGUUUGCGAGGGAAAGGUAAAUCCUAAGGAAAGGUUCUAUACAUGUGAAGAGUUAUGUUGUGUCACGCUACACAUUGAGUGCUUGAUUGGGAAGGAUUUAUACAUGAAGCCCGGUUUAUCAUGCGUCUACCACAAUAGAAAGAUAGGUUCGAAAAGGGCUGUGAAAGGAGCUGCUUCGUCUGUUGAUGUUGGCAACAACAAGAGGAAGCGAGUAGAUGAGAAGCCAAAGAAAGUGUCCGCGGAAGAGAGAACUGCGUUGAAGGCGAGAGAAGCUGCUAGGAAACGAGUUGAAGAUAAGGAAAAAUCGUUGCUUGGUCUUUACAAUAGACCGUUUUGA
Molecule: messenger RNA, 2001 nt
Organism: Microthlaspi erraticum
Lineage: Eukaryota; Viridiplantae; Streptophyta; Magnoliopsida; Brassicales; Brassicaceae
Source: the annotation of a GenBank genome assembly